AUGAAAUCAGGCAACAAAGGUCAAGAUGGCCGAGUUGGUCUAAGGCGCCAGUUUCAGGAAUUGAUUGUGAGUACUUGUGUCUUAGGAGCAAUUUUUGGGGCUGCAAUCGCAUACCUGACAGCCCCAGAUGCACCAAGGAGUUGCUGUAUGACUUGCUUGAAAGCAGAUUGUGCUUUCUGUGCUAAUGCAGCCAGCGAAUUCCAUCCUGGAGCCUGCCUGGAUUCAUCCAAGGUUGUAAGGGGUGAAUGCCGUGCUGAAAAUCGUGUGUUUUUCGAGAAGUGUUGCCCCAGCAAAUUCGGAUUUCUUGCUGUUAUACUACUUGGACUAUACAUCAUUUCCUAUUCACCUGGAAUGGGAACCGUACCAUGGAUUGUGAACUCAGAAAUCUAUCCGUUGAGAUACAGAAGUGUUGGUGGAGGCAUUGCUGCUGUGUCCAAUUGGUGUUCAAAUCUGAUCGUGAGCGAGUCAUACAUAAGUCUCACGGAAGCUCUUGUUGCCGGUGGCACAUUCCUCGUAUUCGCUGGAAUUUCUACCAUUGGCCUCGUAUCCAUCUACUUUUUAGUCCCUGAAACCUAAGGCCUGCAAUUUGAGGAGGUGGAGAAGCUGCUAGAGGAUGGCUACAGACCACGCUUAUUUGGAGGAAAGAAAGAAAAAUCCAAGCACCAAGUUGAAUCUGCGUAA
Messenger RNA from Populus trichocarpa (black cottonwood), 681 nucleotides. RefSeq names its product inositol transporter 4. Gene Ontology annotation, biological process: transmembrane transport. The transcript has 4 exons. NCBI's taxonomy places the organism in Eukaryota, Viridiplantae, Streptophyta, Magnoliopsida, Malpighiales, Salicaceae. The record is from RefSeq and is a predicted model, not a curated record. Gene Ontology annotation, cellular component: membrane. Gene Ontology annotation, molecular function: myo-inositol:proton symporter activity.